Lobosporangium transversale is the source of this 1091-nucleotide messenger RNA. Its product is annotated as WD repeat-containing protein pop3. The transcript has 4 exons. Gene Ontology annotation, molecular function: protein binding. NCBI's taxonomy places the organism in Eukaryota, Fungi, Mortierellomycota, Mortierellomycetes, Mortierellales, Mortierellaceae. Gene Ontology annotation, cellular component: TORC1 complex; TORC2 complex. The record is from RefSeq and is a predicted model, not a curated record. The coding region runs from base 50 to 1087 and encodes 345 amino acids. Gene Ontology annotation, biological process: regulation of actin cytoskeleton organization; TOR signaling.
CUUCGCUCCAUAGAAGAUUACAUUUAACAUACACUACAUAGACUCCAGGAUGCCUACAACAAGAACGCAUACAACUCAUGGACACGUCAAGGGACAACACCAUGGCAAUCCAAUUCCAGGUCAUGGUCACCCUCAGCAGCAACAACAACCGCAACAACAUGAUUCGCAUUCUGUCAUCUUAGUAACCGCCGGCUAUGAUCAUGUCAUUCGUUUCUGGGAAGCAUUGAGCGGAGUAUGCUCUAGAACAAUCCAGCAUCCAGAUGCACAAGUGAACAAAUUAGCAAUAUCUCCCGACAAACAGUAUCUAGCGGCAGCAAGUAAUCAACACGUCCGCCUCUACGACAUCAAUAGUGCGCAUCCCAACCCUAUUCUCUCUUUCAAAGGCCAUACCAGUAACGUAACUGCUGUUGCUUUCCACUGUGAAGGUAAAUGGAUGGUAACAGCAAGUGAAGACCAUACGCUAAAAAUCUGGGAUAUUCGUUGUCCCGAUCCACAGCGGAAUUUCGAUCAUAAAGCGCCAGUCAAUGACGUCGUCAUUCACCCGAACCAAGGCGAGCUCAUCUCAUGCGAUCAGAAUGGAAGUAUCAAACUAUGGGAUCUGGGUGAGAGCUCUUGUACACAUGAACUGGUUCCAGAAGAGGAUGUGCCCAUACGUUCAGUUACGGUUGCGAACGAUGGCUCUUCCUUAGUUGCCGCUAACAAUAAAGGCAACUGUUAUGUCUGGAAAAUGGCUCAUACUCGUGAGUUCACUGAUUUACAACCGAUUACUAAGUUUGCAGCGCACAACAAGUACAUCCUCAAAUGUGUCCUUAGUCCGGAUGUGAAGCACUUGGCGACCUGCUCUGCAGAUAGUACUGUGAAGAUUUGGAAAACGGAUAAUUAUUCGUUCGAGUUGGAAAGGACUUUGGUGGGCCACCAGCGUUGGGUGUGGGAUUGUGCGUUUUCUGCGGAUUCUGCCUAUCUAGUCACAGCCUCGUCCGAUCAUGUUGCCAGGUUAUGGGAGCUUUCCUCUGGAGAUACCAUUCGGCAAUAUAAUGGGCAUCAAAAAGCAGCAGUCUGUGUUGCGCUCAAUGAUCUCUCUAUGUAAAAAC